AUGCGCCACCUCCUCGUACUCGGAGUCAUCGCGGCGGACAUCCUCCUUGUCUCGGACGGUUUUAUCUUGAAGGACGAUGAUGUUAUACCUAUUUUUCCCGACUUUCCUGCCCCGUUUAUCCCGACGCUUGGGGUCAUAGCGGCCAAUGGGUUGAUGCCUCUGUUCAGGGCGACGCUGUAUGCAUUGGAGACUGCCUUCCUCAUCGCGGUGUUCGUAACAGGAGGCCAAGAACGCCGGAGGAGAUCCACCUCAGAAGAAUCAGCGAAUCCCGAAUCCUUCCUGCUCGCCGUUGUCAGCCGCCUGGACACUCACGGCUGCGUCCUCAAGUUCCUGUGUCAGCUGCAGGCCGAAUCCCCCGACGCGCUCUCGGCCGACGAAAGGUUUCUCGCCGAAGUGUUUGGCGACCAUCUCGAGGUUCUCGCCAAGGACAACGGCGUCGCGGAGGGAUAUGGCGGCGAUGGCCAAGGGCGGGACGGGGCUCCGUGCGGCGCCCCGGCUGAUCGGUGUCCGUUCGGAGGAACUCUGCUGAGGAGUCUGUGGCGCCGCGUCUGGGAGGUCUAAGGGUAUAAGUGUAAGGUCUUGAGGAUGUGAACUUUAUUUUUUGUACUUAAUCAUAAUUGUGAACUAGAUCGAAAUGCACAUUCCGUAAAAUUUAAUGAUUACGACCAAUAAAGUUCCA
Molecule: messenger RNA, 679 nt
Organism: Penaeus vannamei (Pacific white shrimp)
Lineage: Eukaryota; Metazoa; Arthropoda; Malacostraca; Decapoda; Penaeidae
Source: RefSeq, a predicted model, not a curated record